UAUUGAAAAGGGAUGUCCCCCAUCUUAUAAAGAUGCACUGUGUUAAUCACAGGUUAGAAUUGGGUGCUCUAGAUGCAAUCAAGGAUAGAGAUGCUGAAAUGUUCUCGGAUAUCAAAUCUCUAUUACUAAGAUUGCAUAAGCACUACCAUUACUCUGCAAAAGCUCUGCGUGAACUUAAGAGUUUAGCAGAAGCUAUGGAGGUGAAAAUGCUGAAGCCAGCCAACCUAGAAGGCACACGAUGGAUGCCUCACCUCAGUAGGUCUUUGGCUGUGCUUCUCAAACCUGCUUCUUACUGUGUAUUUGUAACACAUUUUGAAGAUAUUGUGCAAGGUGGAAAAGGCACAGCUGAUGUACAAGGAAGAGCAAAGAGCAUCCUGAAGCACCUAAAGAGUGAAAAACUAUUACACUAUAUGUUUUUCUUACAGGAUGUACUUGAAAUUCUAAGUGAUCUUUCACUUCAGUUUCAAAGAGACACCUGCUCUAUUCCUGAUGCUCUUGAUGCCUUAGAAACAGCUUGCCUGCGCCUUGUUGCCCUUCAACAUAGACCAGGUAAGCAUCUUCAAGUAUUUGUUGAUGCUCUUGAUGACCAACAUGUCUUCCAGGGCAUACAACUCUCUCCUUGCACUAUGUCUGCAGAGGGACUAUCUAGCAAGAAGUCUCUCUUAAUUGAUGCUGUCAUCAAUCACAUUUCAGGGAGACUCCAAGAUCUAGACACCUCACCUGUAUUAAAGUCAAUGCAGAUUUUUUUCAUGGUCAACCUUCCAGAAUCAGCCACUGAUCUAGCAUUGUAUGGGGAGCAGGAAAUAGGCACUUUGAUUCAGUAUUUUAAUCCUUUGCUUUGCAGACUUGGCUGCCAAACAGAUGCCAUCAAGGAUACAGAAUGGCCUGCUUUAAAAGCCCAUAUGAGUAGAAAUAGACAAAAGUCCACUGAGGUACUACACAAAAUAAUUUUCACUGAUGAUAACCUGAAAGAGAGGUUCAAGAACAUUCUUGUUCUUGUUGAGAUCAUUUUGUGUGUACCAACCUCAAGUGCCAUCUGUGAGCGUGGGGUCUCAGCCAUGGCAAGAAUCAAAAGUGACUGGAGGGCAUCCCUUAACCCAGAUAUGUUGAACUAUCUGAUGGCCAUUUCUGUCUCAGGUCCACAAGUUAGUGAUUAUAAUUGUACUAGGGCUCUCAACAUGUGGUAUCAUGGAGGACAGAGGCAGCGCAGGCCACAGUUUGAUGAGAAUGAUGAUGUAGAUGAAUUGUCUAAUUAACUUUAUGUCCAUUUUUAUAACACAAGUUGAAGAUCAUGAUCAAAGGAUGCCAAGUGUUGUUUCUAGUCAUGUAAACAUUAGGGUUAUAUAUUAGCCUGGAUGAUGAUUAACUAACAAUCAAUUUCAUAAACAAUAUCAUAUGUCCAGUUUAUUGCCUUAUGUAAAUAUGUUAACCUUACCUAAUACAAGAAGUAUUAAUGUAUGAGCUUGUUUGUCUUUUCUGAUUAAACAUUUUUACCAUUUUAGGUCAGGACAAGUAAGUCUUAGGUCAGGGCAAGUAGUUUUGAAAACUACUUGCCCGACAGGACAACCUGAUUCAAAAGUUAAUGUCUAG
This is a messenger RNA of Ruditapes philippinarum (Manila clam), 1590 nucleotides long. RefSeq names its product zinc finger protein 862-like. The transcript has a single exon. Gene Ontology annotation, molecular function: protein dimerization activity. Lineage: Eukaryota; Metazoa; Mollusca; Bivalvia; Venerida; Veneridae. Bases 33 to 1256 code for a protein of 407 amino acids. The record is from RefSeq and is a predicted model, not a curated record.